Molecule: messenger RNA, 2605 nt
Organism: Gekko japonicus
Lineage: Eukaryota; Metazoa; Chordata; Lepidosauria; Squamata; Gekkonidae
Gene: CYBB
Product: cytochrome b-245 heavy chain
Exons: 13
Coding region: 17-1729 (570 amino acids)
Biological process (GO): defense response; superoxide anion generation
Cellular component (GO): NADPH oxidase complex; plasma membrane
Molecular function (GO): superoxide-generating NAD(P)H oxidase activity
Source: RefSeq, a predicted model, not a curated record
UCUUAUAAGAGACGUCAUGGGCAACUGGGUCGAAAAUGAGGGACUUUCCAUAUUUGUAAUUUUCGUGUGGCUGGCUUUAAAUGUCUUCCUCUUCACAUGGUACUACUUCGUGUAUGAUCUUGGUGAGAAAUUCUACUAUACAAGAGAGCUCCUUGGGCCUUUCCUGGCACUGGCUCGGGCACCUGCAGCAUGUCUGAAUUUCAACUGUAUGCUGAUUCUGCUUCCAGUCUGUCGAAACCUGCUUUCCUUCCUCAGAGGAUCCAGUGCAUGCUGCUCAGUGCGAGUCAGAAGACAGCUGGACAGGAACCUCACAUUUCACAAACUGGUGGCUUGGAUGAUUGCCCUCCAUACUACAAUCCACACAAUUGCACAUUUAUUUAAUGUAGAAAACCUUGUGAAUGCACGUAAUGAUAAUAAAACAACCAUUCAAACUGUACUAUCUCGUUUGGAAGAUACAAAAAAUGAAACGUACCUAAAUUUUGCCCGCAAGAAACUCCCGAACCCUGAAGGUGGCCUCUAUGUAGCAUUCACAACCUUAGCAGGUCUCAGUGGCGUUAUCAUUACCCUGUGUCUAAUAUUAAUAAUCACAUCAUCUACUAAAACCAUUCGAAGGUCAUACUUUGAAGUAUUUUGGUUCACCCACCAUCUUUUUGUUAUAUUUUUUGCUGGUCUUGUCAUACAUGGUGCUGGACAAAUUGUACGUGGUCAGAUAAAGACUAGUUCGAAAGAGCAUAACCCAAUCGUUUGUGCCAAGCAGUUCACUCAGUGGGGGAAAACACCUGAGUGCCCGAUACCACAGUUUUCUGGAAAUCCUCCUAUGACAUGGAAAUGGGUAGUGGGUCCAAUGAUUCUAUACCUCUGUGAGAGGUUGGUGCGGUUUUGGCGGUCGCAACAAAAAGUUGUCAUUACAAAGGUUGUCAUUCACCCCUUCAAAACCAUUGAGCUCCAGAUGAAGAAGAAGGGCUUCAGGAUGGAAGUUGGGCAGUACAUUUUUGUCAAGUGUCCUGCCGUGUCCAUGUUGGAGUGGCACCCUUUCACACUGACUUCUGCCCCUGAAGAGGAUUACUUCAGCAUUCACAUACGUAUUGUAGGGGACUGGACAGAAGGCUUGUUUAAUGUUUGUGGAUGUGACAAACAAGAAUUCCAGGAUGCCUGGAAGCUGCCAAAAAUGGCUGUAGAUGGACCUUUUGGCACUGCUAGUGAAGAUGUUUUCAGUUAUGAAACGGUGAUGUUGGUUGGAGCUGGCAUUGGAGUCACCCCAUUUGCAUCAGUCCUCAAGUCUGUAUGGUACAAAUACUGCAAUGAUGCCAUUAACCUAAGACUCAAAAAGAUCUAUUUCUAUUGGCUCUGCAGAGACACGCAUGCCUUUGAAUGGUUUGCUGACCUCUUGCAGUCACUGGAGAAUCAAAUGCAGGAUAGGGACAAUGCAGCAUUUCUCAGCUACAAUAUCUAUCUUACAGGCUGGGAUGAAUCUCAGGCUACUCACUUUACAGUGCAUCAUGAUGAAGAGAAAGAUGUGAUCACUGGUUUGAAACAGAAAACCUUGUAUGGCAGACCAAAUUGGGAAAAUGAGUUCAAAAUGAUUGCAAAUCAGCACCCCAGUUCAAGGAUUGGGGUUUUCCUAUGUGGACCUGAAGCCUUGGCUACAACCUUAAAUAAGAUAAGCAUUAGCAAUUCAGAAGCUGAUCCCCGUGGAGUACACUUCAUAUUCAACAAAGAAAAUUUUUGAAGGUGCCAGUCCCCCAAACAACAAAAUAAAAUGGCUAUGUUUCAGCACUAUGGAUCUUAAUACAGAUUACCAUCUCGCUAGAAUUUUGCCCCAGUGUAACUUAAAGAUUCUAUGUCUUGCUUCUGUUAGCUUUUGCAUUGUGUAGAAUUUAGCAAAUGACCUAUUCCCUGGCUUUAAAAUGAUAAAGCUUUCCCCAGCCUUGUUAAUUUCAUCAGAUCCUGAAAAUGGUGGUGAUAAGCAGCAGCAGAUACCCAGGACUGUAGAAAAGGUGGAGGAUGACUAAAGUCAUGUGCUGCACCUAUUACUAAGCAACCCAAACAGUACUUCUAUACAGGAAGGAGAAAGUAGUAAAAGUUAAAAAGCCAUUCCUAAAUAUCCAACACUCUAGGAAACUUGUAGAUCGCCAACUACAUGAGCUUCAGAGAGCACUUCUUCUCACAGGUGAUACAGAAGUGCAAGAAAGUUGAGUCUAAUUACUUGUACCUUUACUAUAGCGAAAAUACUUAUAUUGCAACAUGGGAAAAAUAAAUGCCCACCUCCAGUAAAAUUAUUGAUUGAAGACCAUAGAACUCUUAUCAAUAUUUGAAGCAUGGCACAUAGAUAACAAUUGCAUAUGGGCUUAUCUUUAGAUAUUUAUAGAAACUUAUGUGUAGAUCUGCCACCACUGAUGUUAUAUUUUUGCCUCUAGUUGAACAGUGAGGUUAACAGCUAGCAGCUUUAUACACAGGAAAACUCAGCCUCUCAUAUUAGAUGUCCUUCCUUAUCCAUUUUCUAGUCUUAGUUAUUCAUAAGAAUGAUGCAUGAUGGCCCUAAUUUUUUGAGGUUAUGAUAUUGAAUUUAUGUUCUUGUUUUGUACAUAACAUUCUCAAUAAAAUG